This is a messenger RNA of Periophthalmus magnuspinnatus, 699 nucleotides long. Its product is annotated as probable thiopurine S-methyltransferase. Lineage: Eukaryota; Metazoa; Chordata; Actinopteri; Gobiiformes; Gobiidae. Gene Ontology annotation, molecular function: thiopurine S-methyltransferase activity. The coding region runs from base 1 to 699 and encodes 232 amino acids. The record is from RefSeq and is a predicted model, not a curated record. The transcript has 8 exons.
AUGUCGGACCCUCAGGAGAACCAGUUCAGGACCAUUGAAGAGUGGAAGAGCACGUGGGAGCAAGGAAUAACAAGAUUCCACCAGCCCACAGUCAACAGGCUGCUUCAGAUCAACAUUGACAAAGUGUUAGCAGGACGGACUGGAGUAAAGUUCUUUUUCCCUCUCUGUGGAAAAGCUGUAGAUAUGAAAUGGCUUGCAGACAUGGGUCACACUGUAGUUGGAGUGGAGAUAUCCGAAAAAGCCAUUUGUGAGUUUUUUGAAGAAAGUAAAAUGAGCUACAGUGAGGAGCCUGUUCCAACCAUCCCUGGAGCAAAGGUUUUCAGGAACACUGAGAAGACGGUUUCCCUCUAUCAAUGUGAUAUCUACUGCUUCUCCAGUUCCCUUGAGGGUCAGUUUGGAGCCAUUUGGGACAGAGGAGCUUUUGUCGCCAUCAACCCAAACGACAGAGCCAAAUAUGCUGCUCUGAUGGUUUCACUCAUGGCUCCUGACUGCAGAUUCCUUUUGGACAUUCUGCUCUAUAAUCCUGAAAGAUAUUCUGGUCCUCCAUUCUGUGUACGCGAUGAACAAGUCCAUAGCCUGUUUGAGUCCUAUUGUGAUAUAGAGCCAUUGCAAGAAGAGGAUGCUUUAACUGAAGAUUUUAAAAACUGGGGCAUGGACUACCUCAUUGAGAAAAUACAUCUCUUAGUUCGGAAAAGUUAA